GGAAAAUUUGCAUGCCCAAUCAGUUUCAGAAUUAAAGUUUACACAAUGCCAAGUGAGUGGGCAAGGCUGAUGAGAUCACAUGACUGUGUAGAAACAUGAAACUUGCCUGUGUGCUCCUGCGAGUUUUACUUCUUCUCCCAGAGUAGGAGCGGAGCGCUCCCGGCGGACUCGCAUUCGCUCUCCCAGGCUAGACGCCCCGGCUCAUCCUCUGCUCCUUUAACCAGGGGCUCUCCGCCCACGCUUUCUGUUAGUGUCAAAACCGACUGAUGUUGCUCCUGGAGGGUGUUUGGUCUACCUGGUGAUUGGGAAAAGAAAAAGAAAAAUGGAGAGGUUUAAUAGGAUAGCUGUGCCAGCUGGACAGAAGCUGAGGCAACUUCAAAAGGUCUUCCAUGGUAUCGCAAACAACGAAGGUGGAAUAAUGAACAAAUUCAAAAAGUUAAAAAAUAAAGCACCACCCAGUGUGCCUCAAAGAGAUUAUGUUUCAGAAAGCCCGGUUGAUGAAGAGGAACAGUGGUCAGAUGACUUUGACAGUGACUAUGAAAAUCCAGAUGAACCCUCUGAUUCAGAAACCUAUGUGGUACCUGGAGAAGAAACUACAGAUGACAGCUAUGAACCUCCUCCUACAGAAAAAGAAAAAAGGAAGCUCCCCUCUGUGCUUCCAUUUUCCAAGGGAGAAUAUGCAGAUAAUCGAUCAAACCAGAGACAUUCUCCACCUUUCAGCAAGACACUUCCAAGUAAAGCAAGUUGGCCUUCCCAGAAAACAAAGCACUCAACUUCGCAGGUACCUCUUCCGCAGAAGCCUCAGUUCUCACCAAAGCCAAAAAACUGCUUGGAAGAUGAGACCGAUUAUGUGGUUCCUGUUGAAGAUGAAGAUGAAAACUACAUCCAUCCUACAGAAGGUGAUUCACUCCCAUCUGAACAAGCUCCCAAGGUGAACAGAUCCAUCAAACCUAGUUCUGCACCACCAACCUCUCCUCCACCUGUACCUGCUUUAGCCCCAGGAGAAGAGUAUGAAGUUCCUGUGACUGAGACACCACCUUUUUCCCCAUACCAAAAACCACCCAUCAAAACCUAUGACAGCAACAAUGCUGCAACUUGGGAAUCCAAGCCUCCUUCAUCAAUUCAAGCCCCAUCACCUCUCCCAAGGGCCAUAAAGAAAACAGCAACUCAGCUGAAAACAGCCCCAGGUCUCCCUCCAGCGAACACCUUGAGUGGUCAUGAAGGUAAAGAAAAGCCAGUACCUGCUGAACGUCACCGAGGCCGAACCCUUGGCCCGAGGAUGGAUCUCCCACACCCAUCAGCAUUUCCCACAGUCAACAAACCAAUCCAACAGAAACCUGUACCUCCACCAAAGCCUCCGGAGGUAUUAAGUCCCAGUAUGGAUAUUCCAUUACCCAACUUUCCAGCCAAUUCCUGUUUGUCAGAUCAGGAAGCUGAGGUUCACUGCAGACCAUGGUACGCUGGUUCCUGUGACCGAAAGUCAGCAGAGGCUGCAUUAUACAAAUCCAACAAGGAUGGAUCAUUUCUUAUAAGGAAAAGUUCUGGUCACAACUCCAAGCAGCCAUAUACAUUAGUUGUAUUCUAUAACAGAAGGGUUUAUAACAUCCCUGUGCGGUAUAUUGAAUCAACAAAACAAUAUGCUUUGGGCAGUAAGAAAAAUGGUGAAGAGCACUUUAAUAGUGUGGCUGAUAUAAUAAAGAAUCACCAACAUAUGCCUCUGGUUCUCAUCGACAGUCAGAACAACACCAAAGAUUCCACUAGACUGAAAUAUGCUGUUAAAGUUUCAUAGGAAGCAAGAAGAGAAAUGAGAUUAGCAUAGUUGCCUCAGAUGUCCCCAAUUCCCUACUUUUUUUAGAGACCUGAGAAACAUUCUCAAGGCCGCUCUUGGAUCACAGCUCAUGCACCAUGGACUGAGGCAGCUGGCACAGAGGGCACCAUCCCUUCAGAAGGAGAUCUUGAAGACUGUGUUGUCUAUUGUGUCUCAAGAUAAUGCUGUUAGUAUACAGUGAGGUUGAGAUGUUAUCACACCAUUGCCAUAAGACUCCAAACUAGACUGUAAGAAGCAGUUAGAGAAUGAGAAUUUUCAGUCAUUCAACUACAAGUUCUCUUCUAUUGAUCCAUUUUCAGCAGAAGAAAGAAAGCAAAGCCACCCAGCAAACAAGGUUGCUAAGAAACUGAGGCUGGGAAAAAAGAGCACUAAACUCAGAUGGCUGAGAUAUCCUGGGUAUCUUUUCUCAAACCCUGACAAUCACUUCUUGAUUAAACUUUUAAUGUAAAGGAAAAAAAGAUCAGAAUGUUAUGAUAUAGUCUAGACUGUACGUAGCAGGCAUGUAUUAUUGAGUGAUUGUUAUGACCUGUCACCACUCACUUCCUCCCACAGGGAGUGUGGAUGUACCCUAAAGCAUGGGGUCAGCUUUCUAAGAAAUCACUGUUCACUUCUGGGUUGGUUGGGGUUGUUCUACUCAUUAAAGAGAUGUCAUUGUUCUUCAUGCAUGUGUCUAUCGGUGGACCCAGAAGUAGGAUGAACAAAACACUUGAGUUCACAGCAAACCUUCUCCUAGAGAUGUGAUCAGUCCCCCAAAAAGGGGGUGAGGAGGGGUUAUGACAAUCAAAAUUGGACAAGAAUUCUAUUAUUUAGAAGCUGGCAACUCACCAUUGAAGAUAACUAUAUUUUAAUAAAAUGCUUAGUUUUUAUACA
Vombatus ursinus (common wombat) is the source of this 2698-nucleotide messenger RNA. RefSeq names its product B cell linker (gene BLNK). Gene Ontology annotation, biological process: cell surface receptor protein tyrosine kinase signaling pathway; intracellular signal transduction. The transcript is spliced from 19 exons. Lineage: Eukaryota; Metazoa; Chordata; Mammalia; Diprotodontia; Vombatidae. Gene Ontology annotation, cellular component: cytoplasm. The record is from RefSeq and is a predicted model, not a curated record. Bases 323 to 1789 code for a protein of 488 amino acids.